AUGAAGAUGCCGCCUCUCCAGACAAUCCUGGUUCUUUAUCUGAUGGGAAUAUUCUCAGGAGACCAUGUGACCUCCAGCUUGCCCCUCCAAAGGAGAGACCUCUUCCCUGUCAAAGAGUCGCCACUCGACAUGGCCCUCGCUUCCUUCGAUGACCAGUACAAGGGCUGCAUGGAAAUGAUGGCGGCCGAGCUGGAGGAGCUGAACCGCACGGAGUUCGCCAACAACCGGGUCUACGCCGAGGCCUGGAAAGAGGCGGCCUCCAAGUGGCACGAGAGGAAAGCCUCCCUCUUGCCCCCCGGCGGCCUCACGCCGGAGUACGGCAUCGCACUCAUGGCCUACACCAUCCAAGGGCGCUUCCACCGGGAUUUCAACGCUGCCGUCAGGGAAGCCGGGCGCACCAGAGACUAUUACCUCCAGCACUUCCCCUUCAAGGCCUUCCACUUCCUCCUGACCAGGGCCAUGCGUGGUCUGGAGGCCGACGCCAGGCCCAGGUGCAACAAAGUGUACCGCGGGGUCAGGGGAGUCCGCUUUGCCUCGCAACGCCUGAAGGAGGUCCGCUUUGGACAGUUCACUUCCUCCUCGCUGAAGAACGAGAGCGCUCUGCAGUUCGGGAAGGACACCUUCUUCACCAUUGAGACGUGCUUCGGUGUCAACAUCAAGAACUUCUCCUUCUUCCCCGGCGAGGAGGAAGUUCUGAUCCCACCCUUUGAGAAGUUCAAGGUCGUAAACUUCACCAAGGCGCCAGAGACAACCUUCAUCCACCUUCUCUCCCUGGAAGACUCCAGCACCUACAACUGUGCUUUUGUAAAAGGUGGAAGUGGGAGCCACUUGUCUACUAAUCGAGAAGCGCCCUUCCUUCUCUGGGGAUUCCUUCUCUUUGCUGGAGCCUUUGGGCCACCAGGACUCCUCUGA
Molecule: messenger RNA, 912 nt
Organism: Euleptes europaea (tarantolino)
Lineage: Eukaryota; Metazoa; Chordata; Lepidosauria; Squamata; Sphaerodactylidae
Product: erythroblast NAD(P)(+)--arginine ADP-ribosyltransferase-like
Exons: 3
Coding region: 1-912 (303 amino acids)
Molecular function (GO): NAD+ poly-ADP-ribosyltransferase activity; NAD+-protein-arginine ADP-ribosyltransferase activity
Source: RefSeq, a predicted model, not a curated record